This is a messenger RNA of Hippopotamus amphibius kiboko, 1528 nucleotides long. It is a transcript of the gene MRPS2, whose product is annotated as mitochondrial ribosomal protein S2. Gene Ontology annotation, cellular component: mitochondrial small ribosomal subunit; ribosome. The transcript has 4 exons. Gene Ontology annotation, biological process: translation. Gene Ontology annotation, molecular function: structural constituent of ribosome. Bases 89 to 1000 code for a protein of 303 amino acids. The record is from RefSeq and is a predicted model, not a curated record. NCBI's taxonomy places the organism in Eukaryota, Metazoa, Chordata, Mammalia, Artiodactyla, Hippopotamidae.
CGGCGGAAGGGGGAGCCGCUCGUGGGGCCGCGCACGCUCGCCCCGCCCCCCUCCCCGCGUGCGUCCGUCCGUCCGUCCGCCCCGCGGAAUGCGCGCCAUGGUGCCCGGCACGGCCUGGCCCCGGCUGCUCGGCGCGGGCGUCCGACGCCGGCCGCUGCGGCUGCACCUCGUCCAGGCGGCGACCCCGGGCCCGGCUGGGCCGAGCGGCAGGACGCUGUGGAGCGCCGCGGCCCCCGCCGCCCGCGAGCCCGAGCGCAGCAGCGAUCUCAGCGACAGGAUCCUGAACGAGCCCCUCAAGCACUCCGACUUCUUCAACGUCAAGGAAUUGUUUUCUCUGAGGAGUCUCUUCGAUGCCCGGGUGCACCUGGGACACAAAGCCGGCUGUCGGCACAGGUUCAUGGAACCAUACAUCUUUGGGAGCCGCUUGGACCAGGACAUCAUUGACCUGGAACAGACGGCCGUGCACCUGCAGCUAGCCUUGAACUUCACAGCCCACGUGGCGUAUCGUGGGGGCAUCAUCCUGUUUGUGAGCCGCAGCCGGCAGUUCUCACACCUGAUAGAGAACACAGCCCGUGACUGCGGCGAGUAUGCCCACACCCGCUACUUCAAGGGCGGCCUGCUGACCAACGCGCCCCUCCUCCUGGGCCCCAGGGUCCGCCUGCCGGACCUCCUCAUCUUCCUGCACACACUCAACAACGUCUUUGAGCCCCACGUGGCCGUGAGGGACGCAGCCAAGAUGAGUAUCCCCACCGUGGGCAUUGUGGACACCAACUGCAACCCGACCCUCAUCACCUACCCCGUCCCGGGCAACGACGACUCGCCCCUGGCCGUCCAGCUCUUCUGCAGGCUCUUCCAGACCACCAUCAACCGGGCCAAGGAGAAGCGCAGGCAGGUCGAGGCCCUGUACCGACUGCAGGCCCAAGAGGGUGCCAAGGGCCGCAGUCCAGCCGACAGUUCCCCAGGAGCACAGGUGGGGCUGGACCUGGGUCAUUCCCCGUGACCUGCCCGCUCUCCUCCCGAGUGAAGCAGCAGCCAAGCCUGUUACUAAGCCAGGAGCCAAGCCCCCGGCCCCACCCCCACCUCCACCCAUCGUCCUUAGCGCCUUCCCAGUCCUUCAAGGCUCCGGGUCCCUGCACCGUGGAACAGUCCUCACCAGCUGCCCACCCGGGGCUCCACUUCAUACCCGCGGGCCCUGCAGACUCACUGGGCAAGCGGCCUGUCCAAAAAAGACCCAUCGGGAAGCAACCCGUCCCUGGGUCUGAAGUUCUUCCUUCUGCCUCGAGUUGCAAACCCUGUAUGUUAGAAAGGUUCUCACACCAGCUCGACUUUUCUCCACCUAAACGACCCUCGGCUGGGCUGUUUCCCCCGCUGCCUGGUUUCAGAGGCUGUUUUGUAACGUGAGGUUGCAGGAUGAGCCACUCAGAAGACCCCAUCUGGGUCGAGACAGGCCGGGCAAAGCAGGCAGUGUGGUUUCAACAGAAAUAAAACUUAGAUCUGGGCAGAUGGGGCCUGGACCAUAUGUUCUGCA